AUGGAAGUACAUCAGUCGCUUCCAGCACAAUAUUUACAUAAUCCAUAUUUGGUUAAAUCUGAAACAACUUUACAUCAUCAUCAUCAUCACCAUCAUCAGCAACAGCAACAGCAGCAACAACAACAACAACAGCAACAACAACAACAAUCGCAAGCAACAGCAGUAGCAGUAACCUCUACCAUAACAGAUCCGUCACAGUCAACUUCAUCCGGUGUUUCCAGUUCAUGUUCACCAUCAACACCAUCAUCUAUAUCAUCCAACCAACGGAUAACAGCACAUAAUGUAGUUGCUUCCGAAAAUAACAACAAUAUCAAUGACAAUAAGAAUAGUAAUACCAGUAACGUUAACACUGAUAUCAGUAGUACUGAAGAUAACAGUAGUAAUACUGUCUCAACAUUGCGACGUCAAACUAGUAAUGGAAGUGUUGUAACAUCUGAUUACCGAUUGUAUGCUCAUGGUCUUACUAACGCUACAGUUACAGCAACUACAACUAACGUUCACGUUUCACAUUCAUCGUCAUCUGCUAUUCAUCAAAAUGGGCGACCUUUGACAGCAGAUCGUAAACGACCAUAUAACUGUAAUAUGUGUUCAUCACGAUUUGGUUCUAAAAUGGAGCUUGAAGAACAUCAAAAUUCACACACUGGUCAGAAACCCUUCGAAUGUAAUAUGUGCAAAGCAAGAUUCAAUCGUCGUUCCACCCUUUGGAAUCACAAAAGAAUCCAUUCGGAUGAUAAACCUUUCGAAUGUAACGUUUGUCGAAUGACAUUCAAAUGGAAAAAUUCAUUGAAAUGUCAUAAGGAAAUGCAUCAAAGAAAGAACGAAAUGACGGGAGUUGAGAACGAUCCGCUAGAAAAAACGCUUACUUACGCAACCGCUGCAAAACGUCGACAUAUAGAAAAUCAUGAUAGUAUUCAUGCAAGUUCGAGUUCAGAAACGGGUGCAGGUCACGUACGUUUAACAACGAGUUCAGCAAGUACUUUUAUUGGAUUAGGAAGGCGACGCAACAAUAAAUUGUCUGUGCAUUCACGUUUGAUAGCAUCUAAUAAUACCGAUCUUAUCGUUGGUACUAUUAAUAGUUCAAAUGCUAUCAGUAAUUCCAACAACACAAAUUCCAACAGUAGCAACAACAAUAAUAAUAAUAGUAACAAUAAUAAUAGUAAUAAUAACAACACCAACAACAGAAAUAAUGGUAACAACAGCAAUAGUACAAAUAAUAUUACAGUCAAUCAUUCCAUUAUCGGAUCGAAUGAAUCCUUCAUACAUACACCAUUACAAGCAGACGGUUUCUUUAGCAGUCAAAAAACUUUGUCAAUAAGUGAUCACAAAGAAUUAGAUUCAUUACUGAAUAGCACAACACGAUUGACUGACGAUUUGGCCACUUUAGGAAAUCAAGGCAGUGCUUUCGAUACCAAGCAAGAAAUGAAUCUCUUCCACACACAUCCAUUCAUGAUGUUCGGUGCUCAUCAGCUGCAGAAUACGAUGCAACCUUUUGCACCAUCAAACUUGGCAUUUCCAAAUAGUAACAGUGGAUGUGGGGAAUACUUUCAUCUACAUCUGAAUGGUCAAGCAGAUCAAAUGAGUCAAAAUGGCCAGCAACAACAACAGCAACAACAGUUUGCAUCACAGUACUCCACUGAUGGACCAUGUACACAAGCUAAUGAUAUGUUAGGAAAUCAUAAUCAUAAUGUAAUCACUUAUCAACCACAGCUAGAAGCACCAUCAUCGUUGAUCACACCAGCUAUGGAUUACGGUAAUAAUUUGGAAUACAUGUUGAACAAUUACUCAUCAACGAUCUCAUCAGCUGCUGCUGUUGCUGCUACAGUAGCAUCCACAGCAACUGAAAUACGGUCAAGUACAAUAGAACAUUUACAACAAAGACAACAGUAUACGGGACACGGUGCAACUGGUAACAGUACCCUAGAAAACAAUGGUGUAGUAAUUGACACCACAGGUACUACUGGAAAAGAAGUGCCGCAGACGAAAUAUUUAAAUAGAAUUAAUUAUUUAUCGGUGCAUGCUUUCAAUUCAAAACUCAUUUAUACACUUUAUGGAUCUCAAAUGAAUGCUUUUGCUAGCUGA
This is a messenger RNA of Thelazia callipaeda (thelaziosis nematode), 2079 nucleotides long. The record is from the annotation of a GenBank genome assembly. Lineage: Eukaryota; Metazoa; Nematoda; Chromadorea; Rhabditida; Thelaziidae.